GAUCCACUGCUACUAGAUACGGAAGCCUGUUAAUCAAAAUAUUUUUCUAUUCCAUCCAGAACCAUUUGAAACCAUUUUGAGCUCAUGACGAAAAUAUUGGAUAUUGGAUGCUUGUAUAGGCUUCGAAAUUGCUGAAGGUCGUUGGUUUCUUUAAGAGGUCCCUCAUUAGUUGGGGAUAAUGGUUUCCAGCUAGCGUCUUUUACUAUGGGAAAUGCUCAUGCCUUACAGAAACAUCAGCUUUCAAAUGUUGGGAGUGGAAUGACGAGUUUCGUAGGCAUGAAAGAUUUUGAAAGUCGUUGGAAAUCCUUCAUGAAUUCACUUGAUUUGUCAGCCGAACAUAUAAAACAAAUUGAAUUGUUAGAUGAAGAAAAGAAGGCAGAGCUACUGUCAAACUAUGAAUUAAAAAACCCUAGGUGUUCUGCUUUUCACUAUGUUGCGCUUUUAAAAGCUAGUCGGAUUGAAUUCAUUUGGAAAAAGAAAGUCGACGGUUCAGCAUUUCGUUCUCUACUAUCGUCAGUAGAGAUUUCUCUUCGUACCAACAAUGUUGAAUGGGUUUAUGACUUUUUAGAUCUCAAGGGCCUUGAGGCACUAGCCGAUCUAAUGUUACAAUGUAUGCAUUUUCUACCAGGACAGGACACGACAUUCGGCCCACGAAUAUUUUGUGGGAGUAAAUCCUCAGACGAAACUUACCGGGAUCGUUACGAAAUAUCUUGCUAUGCAGAAGUUCCUAACUUCAUCCGUAAUAGUAGCAUAAAGUCAACCCAGUUUUCACCAAACAAUGCAUUUUUACCCAAAUCCAUUAUUCACAGUAGCUGUUCAUCAAAAGGUUCUCUACUCACUGCAUCGUUCUUAGACUUUCUCGAGGAUUGCUUACAUCUGUCUCUCCGUUCACUUAAGGCCAUAUUGAAUAAUCAGAGAGGGUGUAGAAGAGCUAUGGAGCAUGCACUUGUCAUUAAUCUAGUAACAUUUUGUCUUCUGCAUCCUAAUUAUUCAACAAAAACGCUAGCACUAGAUAUGCUUACUGCAUUGUGUCUGAUUGAAGGUGGUCACGUGAAAGUCUUGCAAUCCUUCGAUAGGUUGCGCGUUGUGAUGGGUGAAGGAUUGAGAUUUGAGCUUCUUUUAGCGGCAUUCAGAUACCACGAGUCGCUUGAUGAAGAAAGCUACAAUCUAGAUUUUGCAGUAACAUGCGUGCAAUUUCUCAAUAUUAUUGUUCAUUCACCAGAGAAUAUAAAUUUACGAGUAUAUUUACAAUAUGAACUCCACUUACUUGGAUUUGAUGAUUUGUUAAAACAAAUUCGUGAUCGUUCUGGGUCACGAUUAAAAGUUCAAAUUGAAGCCUAUUUAGAUAAUCGUGUAGAUUGUUCAUUACUACUGGAAGAUGCUGAAGCUAAGGAGGCAGCUGUUCUGGAACAAGAACGUUUGGAAAAGCGAUUGGAAUCAGAAAUGGCUAUAGCUAGAAUAUCUGAAGAGAAUUUUAAGCUCAAAGAAACUGAACUUCUUCGUGUUGCUGAAUCACUACGUAUAAAAAACCGAGAAUUCGAAAUAGCUGCUGCUGAUCGUGAAUCUGCAUUGUACAAACAAAUCAAUGAAUUAUCUCGUAAUAUUCAGUUAGCUCAACGAGAAAUAUCUGAUUUGAAACAAAAUUUACAUCUUGCGCAAACGUGUAUAACGAAGUCAUUCACUACAAUGUCCACUUCAACACAUUUUGAAAAUUCAAAGAGGAAUUCAUCAAUAACAAACAAUAGCAUUGAUCAAAAUUCCUCAUCUGAUCCACCCACAUUAGUAACACGAGCUGUGUCUAUCGAAGAUACUUUUUCUUCUUCGCACCAUUGUAACGGUAAUAAUGGGCAAAAACAUCAUUAUCAUCCUAGUCCUUCUGGUUCCGAAGCCUCAUUAAGCAAUAACACUAGUGACAUCAAUUGCAAUAAACAAGGCUCUUCAAGUGUUUAUACCGAUGCGAAUUCAUCAUUGAUUUAUCGGUCUAAAUUGGAUGUUCAGUAUAAUACUGAAGAGCAACAACAGGCACCCGUAAAACCCCAAAGAAAAGUAACAGAUCAAAAAGUAAAUAAUCUAUUUAAAUCCUGUGCCCUACAAAAUUUUACUACAUGCAAACAGUUAGCUAACCAAGCAGCUAAUUAUUUAGCCGAACUAGUCAAAUUAGUUUCUAGUUUAUCAGCAGCAGAACUGUUCAGUGCUGAAAAUGAUUCAUCCAAUGAUCGUUUAAUUAUGGUUUAUCCAAUUGGUUGGGAAUUUUCAUAUUCUUCUUCGUGUCCUUCUCCUCUUUCUUCUCACAAUGAUGAUAGUGUGAUCACACAGUUACCAGCAACAUCACUGGAUACUAUAUUCAAUGAUCGAGUAUUCAGGACAUGUUAUUUAGCGAAUAUAUCUAUGAAAGCUGAAGGAAUCUGUACUAACUCGGAAGAUUUCUUUCAUAUUUAUUCUAAUCAACUACCAGAUUUAUGGUUUAAUGCAUAUAAAAAAUUACCACAGAAUUCAUUAAACAAACAACAAACUUUAACAUCAAUUAAUUCAUUGCAUAAGACUGAUGAUUCAGUCGAUACAAGACAUUCAAAGGUUUUUGAUGAUCUUCAUAGAGUCGGACUUUUAGAAACCUCCUCUAAUAAUCGGUCACUGGAAAAUAUUGAAGCAGUCAACAUCGUUUAUAAUGAAUAUGAUAGGGAGAUCAAAUAUAAUUUUUCUAGAUCAAAACUAACUGAAUAUUUAUUACAUUUGAAAUUGAAUCCUAUUAUUACACAACGUUUAUUAAAUGAAAUUCAUUGUUUAGCAGAGAAUCUUAGAAGUAAUAAUAAUAAUAGUUUUAUGAUAAUGAAUUCAUCAACUAUUGAAUUGUUCGAACAACUGGAAAACGUAUUUCAAAAGUAUUUUAGUCAAUUCAAUAUCGACGAGUUAUUCCUUUGUAUUACUGGUACUGAUAAAAAUCAACAACGUUGGCCUUGUCUACUCACUUUACUGCAUGGUAAUCUUAUUAAAUUUACUCUGAUUGAAGAAUUGAAACUUAUUAACGAGAAUAUAUCAUUAGUUCUUGAAUGCUGUACAAGUAUACUAGCCAGUACUAAAUUACCAUUAAUUAUACAAUUAGUUUGGAGAUGUACAAAUGUGUUAUUGAAUGAUCACAAAUCAACUGGUUUUCAAUUGAAAAGUUUAGAUUCUCUGAUAGAUUGGCAGUUCACAUUACCACGAAUAUCUAAUACUAAAAGUCAAAUAGUCCAACACGAUCAACAAUCCUCUACAACAGCAAUUCAAGUUAAUGAGAUGAAAUUUUUGAAAACAGAUUUCAUGUUAAUGUUUGUCAAAUAUAUCAUGAAAAUUUCACCAAAUUUAUUAAACUGGACAUCGGAGUUAAAUCAAUUGGAUGUUGUGUCAAGAAGUAAAUUUUUAUAAGGUUUUAUAAAUGUUUUAAAUAUUUUUUGUUUAUAAUUUGCUAUAUUGGCGUAGAUUCAAAUAGCCAACUUACCGUUUUUUAACUUACAUCAUUUGUGACAUAGAAAUGUCGAUCUACCAACGGGUGGGAAGUAUGAUAUGCUCGUGACAUACCUGAACUCUAAAUACUUUAUCAUGAAUGUUUUGGAAACACUUUUCGCGUUUAGUAGAAUGACCGAGUAAACAAUGGUAAGGUUCGGGGUAUGUUGUUCGGGUAAAGUUGACUGUGAAUCUUCAUUGAUUGUUGGAAGAAAACUUGGGGCGACUAAAUCAAAACGUAUUAUCACUCAGUGACACCAUUGACUUUCAAUCUGGACCAUGUUGAUAGUUUCAGACUAUCCGGUUAGGAGCUCGUAUGAUAACCUCGAUCAGUGCUUUUAGAAGUUGAAUGACGUAGCUUUUAAGUUCCAGUAUAUCUUCGUACAUGCCUUUCCAAUCUAUCUUUUGGAACAAUAUCCCCAUUGCUUAGUUAUUCUCAUCCCCACUACCACUACAUUGUUUUGAAUUCUUCGAUGCUUGUCUUACCAAUUUCAUCCAAUUGUGCUGAUAUGGCAUAAAAACGAAGGUUAACACAUAUUUGUACUUGGCUCUAAGUUGAUUAUCACAAAUGGUUGAAGCCAAUCGAUAAAAUAACCUAAAUCUCAGUUUUAUCGUAGUUACCAGCCUGUAUAUAAAUACAGAUCCAUGUAAUUACAUACUGAUCAGUAACUUCACAUGUUCUUGUUCUCUAACCAGCAUGUUACACUUUUGUGGCCCUAGAUCUGAUUCCAGUUAAAUCGGACGAAUGAUUGGUGUCGAAAUACACAUAUAGUCUAUCCUCGUAUAAAAUCAUCGACUUAAAUCGCGUUAGUGAAUAACGGAAUUAAAUAAGUCAAAUACGAGAAUGAAUUUCGAAUACGUACACAUUGAUCUGGACAGACGAUCAGAGAGACGAAGCAAAGCCAAAUGAUGCACAGUGGAGAAGGCGUGUAAGCCAACUCCCUCUAAUCAAGUGUUAAUCAAUAUUUAUAGCCAGACGGACAUGUGGUGAAUGAGAUAAGGAGUGCACAUACACACAUAUAUAAAAACAGUCGAGGUUGAUAAGCGAAUAAUCAACAUGGUAAAAAUAUGACUCAAGUAUAAUGGAUAAAUUGGUUUGUUCAGAAGCUAGACAAGGUAUAUAGGCUUAACAUAGCAACCGACACUACAGCACUUCUGGGAUGUCAAGCCUAAUAACACUAGUUAAGCUGUAUUGUUGUUAUGGUAGUUAAAUAAUAAAGCUAUAGUGUAGUGGUUAAAAUGCUGUGGUUUGCAAAUACUGGGUUGCUAGUGCGGAUCUCCAUUUGGGUACCCGAAUAGUAAUCAUUGCCACUCUUCAAACAACUAAAUUGUGGCUCAAAUUUAGUUAAAUUAAAAAUCCUGUGCUUCAUCCGUUUUCCUUCCGCAUGUAAGAAUCAUUUGGUUGUUAAAUAUAAUAGAUAGCAAUAGGUUUUACAAAGUUAAGCAAAGUUAACCGCUCUCGUUGAUAACAAUUAACUGUCUAAUAAAAUGCAGUACAUUUCCUCAAUUCAUCAUAGUGAUCAACUACUGCUUAAUUGGUAUUAUUAAAUUCUAAUUAAGUUCAUGUUACACUAAUUAUUUUCUAUUGUUUGAUUUUUCCUCUAGUUUCAAUAUCUGAUUUAUUCAAACGUAUCGAAUAUGUCAAAUCAAAUUUAACAUUUUUAAUUCAUUAUUCUAAAACUACUGAAUUUGCGAAUAGUAAUAAUUAUACUAAUAACAAUCAUAAUGAUAAUAAUAAGGAUAACAAAAUGACAAGCCAAGGUAAUUUGUCAUUAGAAAAUGUAGCAUUGAUUAUUCGUUUACUUGAAUUGUUAACAAAAACAUCAGAAACAGUAAGUUGCAUUUUACAUUCAACUGCUUAUUGGAUCAAGAGAUUUCAACCGUCAUUAUCUACAUCACCAAGUUGUAAUAUGAUGUUAUCGGAUGAUUGGUUAAAUCCACUUGUCAGAUUUGCAUUUUCAUUCAAGGUGUGUGUAUAUAUGUAUUUUAAUUGUAAAGUAGUUCCCUUUUUUAGAAUUAGGACAAGACUGAUUUUAACCUAGUUUACAAUAUGAAUUGAUAUCUAUUAGACAACUUUAAAGACUUAGGUGGCAAUAUAUUACUUACGCCUGUUACUCCUCGUGGAGGAGCAUAGACCGCCCACCAGCAGUUUCCAUCCAACCCUGUCCUGGGCAAUCCUUUUUAUAUCUGCUUCUAUUUCCCGAUGUAAUGUGUUCUUUGGCCUUCCUCGUUUCCGCUUCCCAUCAGGAUUCCAAGUUGGGGUUUGCCUCGUGAUGCAGUUUAGUGAUUGCCUCAAUGUAUGUCCUAUCCACUUCCAACGUAUUUUCCUGAUUUCCUCUUCAGCUGGAAGCUGGUUUGUCCUUCCACAGAAGGCUGUUACUGAUGGUAUCCGGCCAAUAGAUGUCGAGUAUCUUGCGUGGACAACUAUUUAUAAAUACUUGUACCUUCUUGAUGAUGGUUGUAGUAGUUCUUCACGUUUCAGCUCCGUACAAUAGGACUGUCUUGACGUUCGUACUGAAGAUUCUGACUUCGAUAUUGGUUGGCAGUUGUUCUGAGUUCCAUAUGUAGCGGUUAGCACUCUGAGCUUUGAAUCCAGCGACCCGAGUUCGAGUCUCGGCGAGGCCUCCAAACUCCUCCUGUAGCCCUUCUAGUGUUACUGCCGGUACCAUGCCCAGAUAAUUGAGGAGGGUUAGGUAUUGGGUCGACAACCCCAUCCUGUAGAAAAGAGAACCUUGCUAAAAAAACGCCAACCAGGUUAAACAUAUUAAACCAUUUAAACUCUGCCCUGGAAGUUGAAGGAAGAAUUAUGACGCCUCAGGACGGAAGCCGACAUUCUUCGGAAGUCACGAGGCCGAUGACCUCUCUAACAACCGACGCAACAAUUUUUAUAGGUACAUAGAAUUUUUAUACUCUAUUUUGAGGUUACUUAAUAAUACUUGUCCCACGGAUUAAACCUAAUACUUCUAGGUUCCAUCUCACUUUUCUAGUUGUUGAAAUUGUUGUCUUGUAAAGAGCGCAAUUAGAAAUAUGUUUUUAUGGUAAUUUAGUCAUCAGAUAUAUUAUGGUCUUGUGUACUGCAUUUAAGUAGAUUGCAGUUGUGUAUCUUUUUUCAUCAUUUUAUGGACGGUUAACUAAUCAUAUUUUGUAAAGCUAAUCGACUUCUAACUAAUUAAUUAACUGCAUGUUUUUUUGUGAAUAACUUGAUAUAAACAUGUUAUGUUAUCCGUUCAUAACUAAUCAGUGCCUGUAAAAGUUUUCAUCAAUUUAUGUAAUUGUGACACCUACUAACUUUCAAGAUACUGUAACUAAAUAACUGAUAGUACACAUUAAAUUCCUUGAAAGAAAUUGCGAUGAAAGUGAAAGAAAAAACUGGCCAGGCAUCUCUGGCUCUAGACUUCGUACCAGUUAAAACUAGAUAACCGUAACUGUUUUUAAAUAUUUGAAGAAAAUAACGCUCCAUGUGUUCGAAUUUAUCACCAUUCAGUAUCUCGUACAGAGAGACAUUGACAAUGAACUAUUUGAUCGACACGAUCCUAUAAGUUUGAGGCGUCAUUUUUAUCUUUGGGCUAAUUGAAUUCUGUUGACUAAGUUACGAUUUGGUCAGUGGUGUAAAUGACUCGUCAUCACGUCCACUAUAUUUAAAUGUUACUGCUAAUCGACAGGAUUAAGUCCACACCAUUGUCUAAAUAAAUAUGAUCGAUCGGUAUAAAGAUAAAAUGUUUUGUAAAAACAAUUGUUUCUUUAUUUUUAUGACUUGUUACCCGUUUAUCAAUUUGUAACGUUACACGAAUCAAUACAGAAAACUGUUAAUCUCAUAAAUUAUCCCCUUAUUUAUUGAAUAUCACAAUCAUAUAUGUAAGAUUAUUUCUUUUAGUGCUAAUAAUAAAGGGAUCCACUUUGAAAUUAGUCAUUUGUUAUGUUCUAUUGCUUAGGUUAGAAGAUAGCUGAUUUGAUAUUAUUUCUGGUAAUUUGUAAUUUGUACAACAAAUUCCUUAAUUUGUAGAUUGGAAAUAAUUUCCACUUGUCUUUAAUCAAUAAUUCCCUUACUUUAGUACUGAAAAAUUAAUCAUUCUGAUAGUGAUUAAAUACUUAUUUAAGUAUAUAUUUUCUGCGAUUGACUCUGAAUACUUUUCUAUCCUUAAAAAAAAAUAAAAAAGUUACAAGUAAUAGUCGAAUAACUAAAUGCAGCUACUGUAUCAAUCCAUGAAUUCGUCUACAAUCGUAUUAUAUGUACAUAAUCAGUCAGUUAUGAUCAACACAGAGCCUGGGAAAAAUACACGUUGGUCCAAAUCGCCAUGUCAUAUUAGCACAACAAGAUGAAUAAAAAAGAAGUCAAAACAACUGUAGUGUUAGUGAUAGCGGGAAAGAUUAAAUACUACAGAGUGCAGUUCUAAAAGAUAGAAUGAAUUCGAGAAAUAAAAAGUUCGAAGAUUGAAACUCAUUAAAAAGAAUUAAGACAAUUCAGCAAAGAAAAUUUUCUAUUCGAUAAUAUCAUUUGCAAUGGUCGUUUUGAGUUGAGUAAAUUAUUUGUUUGAUAUUCCUCGAAAACAGUUAUCCAUCCAGGCUUAUUCAGUGUAACAUAAAACCAAAAUUAUAAUCUGUAAAACUUCAUAGUUCUUAGGAAAACCCUCUUCAUGAACAUUAGGUUCAAGGCAGAUACUGCUGCAAAACGUUUGGAGAAUUAUCUGACGAAAUUCUUGAGCAAAAAUUUGUAUACCCCUAAGUUUUACAAACAGCAUUGAGUUAAACGUAAAACAUAUUUCAAAGAAAUACCGGGGUAAAAAAUGUACAGAAAUUAGUAAAUACACUUCUGCUUAUUAAUUAUCCUCUGAAGUCCUAGUAUCAUUUGUCAACAGUGAUUAGGUGAAAAUCAGUUAGUCUGCUAAAUAAUUAGGAAUUUGUUCGAAGCCAUCAAUAAUUCCCCAAAAAUAUCUUUAAAAGUCGGAAAAAUGGUGGGCUUCAAACAAUCAGGAUUCUUGGGGAACUUUUGAAUGAAUUCUGUAAAAGGACGAAUUAUAUUAUCAUGAUCCGAUCGAACGAUUGCCCAAUUCGUUUAACAUGUUCUUCACAACCUUUUAUAUUCUUAAGGUCACAUUUGAUACUAUAAAAUACCCUUUUUGUCUGUAAACGAAUUAACUUUUCGUUGAAGCUUCUCUUAUCCUUCCUCCUUUUGUUUUCUGUUUGGAGCUUAAAAGUAGAUUUAUGUGGACUAGGAAGCGGUUAGGAAUCCGAUAUCAAAACUUACAAGUACAAGACAUACCAGAGAUUUACUCUUCUAACAAUUUUUCCAUUGGUGUCAUUUUUUAGUCACUUCAGUUCUCAAAAUUAUUAGAGAUAGCUACUGUGUGCAAGUGUAAUUGCAGAAACUGCACACCGACAAACUAUGAGGUGCAAAAUUAGAUUUUCAUAGUUUGCUUCAAAUCUAAGAAGUAAAUCAGUAAUAUCAAACAACUGAUGCACACAUCAAAUUAAUGUUAUUAAAAACAAUUUAAGAAGUCUUAAUUGUAUUCCGUAAGUUUAUUUCAUACACAGUCUAAGACAUGUCACACUCUGUUUUUCCCUAAUUUAUAAUCGACAUCGUAAACCAUAAAAAUUCUGUGAGUUAUUUAGAAUUUAAAAUCCCAUUAGUUGCAAUCGAUUUGUCGAGACAUAUGGAAAUAUUUCUUUGAAGCAAUUUUAUGUUUUUAUGCUUGUAAUAGAAAGAUUCAUAGUUCAUAAACAAAUAAAUAAUAUUGAUACUGCUACUGAUUUAUUUUUAGAAUUGUGUCAAUGAUCUCGAUAAAAAGUCACCUCAUUCACAAAAUUCCUCAUUAAAUAUACACGAUACUCAAUCUUCUAGUCAUUCACAUCAUCGUCACAGUCAAAAACACUUGAAAGAACAAGAAAAGGUAUUAAAUUUAAUUCUGUUUUCAUUUUCCAUUGGAAAAAGAAUUCCACCUUUUUGUUGUUGUUUUUCUUUUACAAAAAGGUUACUAUGGCACAAUCAACUUCUGAUAUAAUUGACAAAUUUUAUUUAAAUACUUUUACUGACACUGAAUGAAUCGGUUGUUUCGUACAACCAAUUUACAAGUUCUCCAACUGUGAAUAAACUAUGUAAAACAGGAUUACUAGUUAAUUAAAUGAAUUUACUAUUAGAGCAGUGGAGAGAUGAUUUAGUGGUUCGACUUUUGGUCACUGAGUCGAAGGUUCGAUCCCCGCCCUCCCCUACCUCCGGCACCCAAGCAGUAUCAGUAACCUUCACUGUUAGACCGUGACUCGAGGCCAUAUUAAAUAAGUUAUUAUCAGAAUUAAACUGUCAUAGAUAGAAAAAAGUUUCAACCAAGAUAAUAAGACUCAUCAUGUAACCAUUGAAACCAAUCGAGAAUGGAAAUAUGUAGGCUACAGAACAACCAAUCAGGCCUCACUCCUAACAUUUUUACUAAUACUUUCAUAUAAUAUUCAUUUACUCAGUGAAGGAUUCUCGGCACGAAACACGCAAUAUUGCAGUAAAUUCAUUUUUAGUAUACAUUGUAGUUGUAAAGAUUUAAAAAUUAUAUUCUAGAGAAAAUAUUUACAAUCAUUAUCAACCAGUUCUGUCUCUUUGACAUGCUUUCAUUGUCCAAUAUAUUUGAUAAUAAUUAAUCAAGUCGAUAUUAAAAAUAUCAAAUUAAUACAAUAAGGUUAUCAUAACUACAGAGAAACGUGAGUAGCUGAAGCUCUCCAUACAUUGCUAGAUCUUACUGCCCUCAAUAUAAAAGUCCUUACAAUCCAUCCGACUUGGACCAUCUGUCCGAGCUAACAUAUCUGAUUCUAUUCACAUCUCACACUGUUAUCAUACAUACUGAUUCAACUCUAUCCUUUUACAUUACGAAUUUCAUGUUUUUCUUCCAUUAACACACAAAAAUACAAUAUAUCUCACAUGAAUCACAUUAACCGGAAUGACAUGUCAUCGAUUGAGAACUGCUUUUUUGAUUGAUCCUACUAAGUAAUUUUGCUUGAUACCUUUGUACUAUUUAAAAUUAGGUUAAUUUAAUUUGUUUACUUAUUCUCUGAAGAGGUGGCUGACAUGUAGUCACGAAACGUCGGAAAAUGUUAUUUUUCUACUCAUCCAGAUGGAACAAAUAUAUUAUUUUUAAUAAUAAUAGUAGUACUCGUUUUAUUCAUUACUAUGAUCCAUGUUACAGUAAGGAGUUUUCAACAUCGGUUGUCCAACGUCGCAAUAAAUUUCUCAUUAACAUACAUUUAAGUUGAAAUUAUUCGGAGAAUUAUGUUGUAUAAAUGACUUUUUCAAUAGUUAGUAUCUGCCGCUUAUCUUUAGUCGUAAAGUCUUUCUAUCAGUUCUCAGGUGCCAAAAUUGUCUCCAUACACUUCGUGAACUUAGAAGGUGCAAAACACAUACCGAACCUACGGACACUAAUUGCCAACUGAAUGAGUGCAGAUUGCAUGUCUUUGGUAUCAUCACCCAGUAAGACAAUAUCAUCCGCAUACUGAAGGUCGAGAAGUCAUUCUCCAGGCAUUCGUUUAAGCGUUGCGGAAUUCUAGAGAUUGAUUCUAUUAUGGCUUGCAGUAUUCAAGAUUGAUACUGAUACACAAAUUUAUGUGCGAGACCCGAGCGUCUACUGAGUGAGAAGACUAAGAGCGAAGGAGGAAGCUUACAGAUCAAACUGAAUCAAAUGAAUAAAAACUCAUUUAUGUGUGUACGUGUAUAUGUACUCCUUAGAAUGUAAAACUAUUUCUUGACCAAUGACUUGCACUUAUCAAUAGGAGAACUUCAAUUGGCUCAAUAUGAACUCCUCAUUCUGUGGAUUGCGAUUGGUCCAUUUUCUCAGGUUUAGUAGUGUCAAUAUUAUUAACGCUUGGUAACAUCUAAAUGAUUUUUGAUAUAAAAGCGUUUUAUAAGGGAAAAUGUGUAGCAACAUCUCUGGCCAAUAGAAGUUUAGAAAGGUUUUGUAAAAAGUCGAUAUCAUACUUUAUCAUUUUUCAUUCAUUCCCUGUUGAACAAAGAUCCCAUCCUCGUCAAAACGUGAAAAUCGUCAUCGUAAGCCACGUACUCGUCAACUGGAUACAGACGGUCUAAUGGAUGAUAUAUUACACAAUCUCACUUUGAAUCCUCUAAGAGCAGAUAUACAUGUGAAACGAUCAGACAAGAUUGAUUAGAUCAAUGCUACUUCUUUCCCCUUCAAUGACACCAUAUAGUUUUCAUGAUAAUAAUACACGAACUAGUGCUGUUUUGCAAGUCUUCCUACAAAUAUACAUUCCUGUGAAUGGAAAGCUUUAUCCCUUCGUUUUCCUUUCAUUUAAGGCGUUUCAUCUUACCGUUUAUCUAAUCUGCUUUGUUUUCCUUGAUAUUUGUACAAAUUAUUUUAAUGCUACGUAUUACCACUUAGUUAUAUAUAUGCCUUUUAGCAGAUAGUUAUUUUAUAAAGUACCUUGACCUCUGUGGUGCGUUGUCCUUUUGAACGUAAUUAUUUAAACUUAUGAAAAUUUAUAUCUCAAUUUUUAUUCUUGCAGCAUUUCUUUCGAUUUAUUCGCGAAAACUUCAUGUCUGUCCCGAUUGUACUGUUUUAAGCUAUUGAAUGCUCCUCCUGAAUAUGUGUGUAUACAGGUACUUAACCCUCUAUAUAUCGAGUGCAUAAUAUCGUAUAAAUAUGCCUCAUCAGUGUCAUUAUUGUUUGCUUGUUGAAUACUGUAAACAGAUUAAUUUACUUUUCAUUUUAUCACCUUAACCUUUAUUCCUUUUACAUCAAUAAAUAAAGCAUCGUAUCCUUGUCAGCAGUUAUGUUGCAAAUUUCCUUUUUAUUGUGGUUGGUUAGUUUUCAUUGACAUAGAUAUUUGAGACUAGUUUGAAUUACCAACUUCUUUUGCAACCAGGUUGAUAGAUAAGUUUGAACAAUUAGAAAUGAUUUGGGAUAUUAUUCAGUUUUUGAAUAAAAAUCAGACACUAGACGUAACUACCAGUUAUUUCGUAUAGACGGAGUGAACCUUAGUGAGCGUGGAGUUUUGGUAGAACCACCCAGAACUAGAAGUCAGUAAAAAACACUGGAUUUUACACUAAUUAUUCUUCUCUACGACUAAGCAAUUAUUUGACAUAAAAAUCUUAAGUUUAUCUCCAGUCUUAUCGUUAAGGAUAGAAGGUCACUAAUUAACUUCGGGAAUUCAGCGAGGUACGCACUAGUCAGUACAUAGUUCAAUCGUGAAAUGUUUGUUGCAACUCCAAUAGUUGGACUUAUUGUUGGUCCUCGGGAGAUAAGUAUACUACUCAAACAUGCUGAAAAUAUGACACCUUAGCAGCACCAUGAGGCUCUUGUUAAGAAUCCAUUGGAAUAUUCUGAAUUAUGGCACUUUCAGAGCCCUAAUUGCUUCACCACUCAAAAGCAGAUCCGCAAGGUUUUUACAUAAUACAAAUCAUCCCAAAUGAAUCGAAAUGUCAUAAAACAAGUUAUCCUUGUAAGCAAAAAUGCUACUGAAAGUCAAACAGAAAAGGACCUAGAUGUGUAAGUAGACAAAAUAAGGAUGUGUAGUGGUUUUCUUCACGGAUUGAUAUUAGCAGAGACACAAUUGAGAAACGGCGGGACAAGUGUUUCUUACUUGUGUGGGUUCUUAGUGAAGGGGACACAUGACUAUCGAAGGACUGAACUCAAAUUUUUCAGGCCCCGAAGGGAGCGCUUAAACUUCAGAAAACUGGCUAUUUCCAACUUGGAUUAAUUCUUAAUAUUACGUGUUAGAUAGGUUUUGUUGGUGUUCUAAGGAGUGAGAUACUAGGAAUAGAGGUUCUGGGGGAUUGAAAUCAACUUACUGUGUGCGGUCUAGAAAUUCGAAAUGGCGAUGCAAUGAAAAGCCUUUUCUGACUAAUACUAAUCGAAUUACUGGAGAAUACUUCAUUUCCCAAUAUUUGAUAUAGUGUGAUGGUCAUCCGACAUUGUAAUAACCGUACAAAGAUGUUUUUUAUGAGGUCUAAUGAUGGUGUUUGAUCUUCGGUCGCGGAGUUUUGCCGUGCAUCUUACUUUCAAAUCGAGAUAUCAUUUCAUUGAAAGAAACAGUAAUUCAACAUAUGAGGCACACCCAUCAUCCGUUAAUAAAAUGUAUUUCGAUAGCAGUAUCAUAUGUCUGUCUACUGAACUUAAAUACCAUAUCCAUCGGCAAAUAAGAGGUGUACAGUAAUAACUGGAAUUAAUCUAGAGCGGGGAAUAUUCAAAUAAAAGUUAGAACGAUACGUUUAACUAAAACCACAUAAAUAACUGGCCAACAUAUAAAAAGAAAUCAGUAUCAUGAUUCACAAUUGAUUGAUCACUGGGUAGUGAUCAAUGUAAUGCUUGUCUAGUCCUUAUUAGUGCAGAUCGAAUGCUAUCGAUCAUGUUGCAAUGUGGCCACCAGUCUAGGUGACUCGACACUGCGGGCACUAUGUAUUGAGAUU
Schistosoma bovis is the source of this 13873-nucleotide messenger RNA. The record is from the annotation of a GenBank genome assembly. NCBI's taxonomy places the organism in Eukaryota, Metazoa, Platyhelminthes, Trematoda, Strigeidida, Schistosomatidae.